UGCAGCCAGCGAUAUUGGAUAAUAAACAGCGAUAAUAAAAUAAUAAUAAUAUUAUAAAAAUAAUAUUAAUAAAGCAUAGCUAAGGAUAACCCGAACGACUAGCAGCUGGACAGGAAGGUGGACAGCCGGAGCCGCGAUACCGCCGCCCACACAAACACACGGGAAUACACAACAUGAACACACAGGUCCAGCUGAGACCGCUUCAGCGGCUAUUUGCAGAACCCCUCCUGCUCGUCCUCAUCUGCCUCCUCUCCUUGGGUGCCCACGGCGAAAAGGUGCUGCAGGAGGGCUUUUUGGGGCUCCAGGAUCCGCCGGCCAAAGACCUGGGUGAACUGCUGCGCGACCUUCGGCUCGUGCCGUCCCGCCUAGACUUUGGAACGUGGUCCGUCGGCCAGGCGCGUUCCCAGACGGUGACGCUGUUCAAUCAGCACGCCAACCGAACGCUACAGCUUAAUGCCGUGGCCGGCCCAAGUCCCGCCUUCUAUAGCAGCUUCCUCGGCAGCAGGGAAGUGCCGCCCCAGGGCAAUACCACAUUCAGCGUGGUAUUCCUACCAAGGCAACUGGGCGCCAUUGCUGGCGACCUGCUUAUUCACACCUCCUUCGGCCAGGCCGAGUUGGAGGUGCGAGGGGAGGGCAGUGAGUGCCCGUACCGCCUGAAGCCACUGGUGGGGAUCAAGGCACCCAUUAAUGCGACGCUCACGCCAGAGAUUCACAUGUACAACCCGCACGAGCACCCGCUGCAGAUACUGGAGAUAUACAGCAGCGGCGGCGAGUUCCAAUUGGAGCUGCCCAGCGGCGGAUCGGAAGGGCCACAGAAUCUGUGGGAGAUUCCGCCACACACUUUGAAGCCGGUCAUCAGGAUCUCCUUUCACGGCCGCACCGCUGGCAACCACAGCGCCUACAUCCGCAUCAAGAUCUCCGAGCAGGAACUGGAUCUUGACCUGGAGAAUAUCCUGGUUAUCCCCGUCGAGUUCGAAAUUUUGCCACGACAUACGCCCUACGCCCGCAAUCCGCUGGCAGACUUUGGCCGUGUGGCUACCUUAAAUUCUCCGGAUGCCUUGCAGUUCAAACUGGAUGUUCGGAACGACGAGAGUAGCUUGCUAUUCGGCAGAUACCUGCGCCAGAUUCCUGGGCUUUCGUUCGACUCCAACAAAACGACCAUUGUGUUGGAUCCCAGGCUGUUUGAAGGCAGCGAGCCCAUUAAUGAUUUGCUAGUGAUAAGCAGUAACCAGUCCAGUUCCAGUCUGGAAACGGAUCAGCCAUUCACGGUGCUGGUGCGAGCGGAAAUCUUUCAAGGAGGACUCCACUUCGACGUAAAUGUCACAAAGUUUGUGACGAACUCUGCAGAAGGCGGAGAUGGCCCACCGCUGGAGAGGAAGCGGUCACUGGUGGUGCGCAACAGCUUUGAAAUGCCUCUCGUCCUGUUCAACGUCAGUCUCAGCGAUCCCGUAGACGAAUCCAUUUUGGAGGUGGAACUAGUGGGCGAUCGCAGGAUACUAUUGCAGCCAGGCGAGUCCGUGGAGCUUUUGCGCCUGAAUCUGCUAAACGAACAGGUGCCCUUCAAAUCCUUUCUGAGGAUCGAGACGAACGUCACGGUUUUCAAUAUUCCCCUGGUCUCAUGCAGUGGACUUCUACAUGUGUCCACGCAGCCAUUUGUGCUUAAACUUCUUCCGAAGGAGGAAGAGGCAUACAACCUAGAGCUAGAUCUAGGGACUGUGCCAUUCGCCGAGAUGUCGCAUGACGGCUAUGUGAUUCUGCGAAACGAUAAUCCGACGCCUGUAAAGAUCAGCAACUGGUAUUUCAAGCACCCAAAGACCGUCUACUCGCGGAGCACCUUCCUUGGCUGUCGGUCGUCGGAGGAGCCGAUUAACAUGGGGAACAUUACCCAGUUUUGGCGCUUAUGCACUGAACUCGGAGCCGGUGACAGCGCCGUAUUCAAGGUGGCCAUCCAAACGUACGAGGCGGAAGCAACGUUUGGGACCCUCAAGGUUUGGACGCCGCACGAGGUGAUUCGCGUGCGUGUUAAGUUCGAGGCCUCCGUGGGGCAGUUGGAGAUUGAGCAGGAGCAGCUCAACUUCAAGAACUGCUUUCCUGGCAAAAUGUGCAGCGCCGUGCUAAGCAUCCGCUCUAGCUUCACGCAGUCAGUGCACGUGAAAAGCAUAUCCUUUGCCCUUCCGGUGGGCCUGCGCUUUAAGGAUUUUAAUGCCAAGGGCACUACGAUCGCUCCGCAGACGCUGACCAAGGUGGGUCGAAUCUAUUUUGAACCGGCGGCUGUGUGUCGAGAUCAGUGCUACAUUAAGGAGUCUACGAAUGACCAAGCCAUCUUUCCCAGCGUUCCUGGAGGGGGCGAUGGAAACGGCGGCGUUAUCAACAAUAAUCUCCUCUAUGACGGAGUGGAGUUGAGGCAGCGCACAGAGCUCUUCAGGAAGCUGCGCCGCCAAAUGUCUUCAGUGUCGCUCACGCUGCACAGCGACGAGUUGCCACCGCUGGAGCUGGACUUUUCAAUUCCAAUAGAGUGGCCCAAGCUAGUUCAGUUUCAGCCGAUCCCGCCAACGCCAGCUAUAGAGGUUGGCCAGGUGCAGCGCCAAUGGAUCACGCUUUCAAACCCCUCGCAAAAUCCGAUUGUGCUUGACUAUUACCUAUCGGAUCCGGUCUUCGCCCGCCGUACGCAGCUUUCCCUACCGCACGAAGUGAUCGACGUGAGCUCCACGAGUUGCUAUCUGACGGAUAGGGAGGUAUUUUCCCUGCCAAAUGCCGGGGAUCCCAUCCUGCUUCCAGGAGGUUCUAGUUUGAACAUUCCCAUCACCUUUAGUGCUCAGCUGCCAGAGAAGUACUGCACGCUGCUGCACGUGAGAAGUAAUCUUACUCUUUACGAAGCCGUAUGGCUGCAGGCCCGUGCCGUGCAGUCGCAGUUCCGUUUCGGAAAUCGUCGUCCGGGAUCUGCCUCGCCGUUGCUCUUCGAGAUGACCACCGACCAGUUCCAGGGCUGCGAAGCUGGCAAUGGAGCAGUGGUGGCCACAAGAAGCUUCACGGCUCGCAACUCGGGUAUAAUUCCCAUGAGGAUCGAAGGCUUCCUAAUUGGAUCUCUGCCCUGCGAGGACUUUGGCUUCAAAGUGAUGGACUGUGAGGGUUUUGAUCUCGGAGAGAACGAAACUCGCAAAGUGGAGAUUUCCUUCAGCACGGACUUUACUUCCUCGAGAGUCAAACGUUCACUAACGCUGCUCACGAACCUUACCUACGACAUUAGCUAUGUCCUCCUCGCACAAUUGCCCGCUGAAAGUGUAGAACUGUGCGCCUCCCACUUGGUGAGACCUGCAUGGGAGUCCUCCCUUAAAAACGCUGCUCUUGUUGUACUACUGGCCAGCUUUGGACUGGUCCUGGUGGCUGCUGUUUUUGACGCAAAAGCUAUUAUGACUCAGCAGAGCGCCUACGAUGCGGCCAGGAAUAAGGGACCUCUGCAGCCCACCUUUAAUCUACGAAAUAUUGUGAAGCUACAAGCGGAGGAAGCGGCUGCUAAAGCGGAAGCAGUGCAGCAGCAGCAGAAGGCCAGAAAUGGUCAACUUAAAGAACUCCGGAAGCGAACUGUCCUAAACGCGACAUCUAAGUCUAAGUCAUCCAAGUCCUCUUGGUCGCCGUGGAACAUGGAUAUGAAUGCGCUGAGUAAGCACCUGCAAAAAUCGAAACCAAAGACGGUGGCUAGCACUCCAGUCACUCCUCCUCCUGCUGCUGUUGCCGCCGCUCCGCCACCGGAACCAAAACCCGUGAAAAAAUCUUCAACGCCAUCGCCUCAGGCAGCUGCCGCCCAAGUUCCAGUUAGACCUCAAAAGAAAGUUAAGCCUACCUCUGCAGUGGCUCCUGUGCCAUCCAAACCUAAGCCGGAACCCUCGACUCCUGUAGUAGAGCAAUACGAAAAACCGUUGGCCAAGUCGAGCCCCCCACAACAGGAAAACAUAUCGCCGAAGCCAAACAAGGCACCAGAACCUCGCGUGCUGAAGGAGCAGAAUGGCUCAGCCAAGAAAAUGGGCAAGACACCGGGGAGGGAGCGUGAAAGGGAACGGCGUAAGGAACAAAAGCUGACGAAUGGCUCUGGUGCUGGAGUGGGAUUUAAAAAACCAGAGCGAAAGCAGCGCCAGAAGCUGAACUUCGGGCAGACCACGAACAGCGCCUCACCACCAGCUUCGCCGGACGCUCUAAAAUGCAUCAGCACGCCUUGGGAGACAAGCAGUGGCGUCUCGUUCCGAGAUGCGCUCCAGACUCAGCAAUUUGCGCCCACUAGCAACGGUUUGGUUUGGGGUCAGGGUUCGUCCUCGAGUGAUCUAGGAUCGAUAGGAGACAGCCGCAAAAACCCAACACCGCCGAUGAUGUCGUCGUUGUGGGAACCUUUGUCAGCUACGGCCAAUAAUUCGUUAUUUGCUAACGGAGAAGUUGAUUUUCCAACAGCAGAUACUAUCUAUGAACAACGGGAGCGAGAAAGGCAGCAGUGGGAGCGCAGCGAAUUGAUCAUGCAGCAACAGUUACUUCUUCAGCAGGCACAGAAAAUUGAGAUCCAGCAGAGGCAACAGGAAAAGCUUUUUGCGAGUAUGGAGCCGAGCAAUUGGGCCACCAACUGGACGCCGCUAGGUUAUUCCUCCUGGCCAGAAGCUGCACCCGGCUUGGGUGUGAUACGACCUCCACCAGGACUGGAGCAAAACGCACGGCAAACGCACAAUCUUGCACAAGAACCCGGCUCUGCGGGAGCGGCACCUGGAACUGGGUCUGCAGUUCCCGGCGAGAGCCUGCCCACGCAGUACGACCCCUUCACCUCGCCCAGCUCAAUUUGGUCCGACGCAUGGCGCCAGUCCUCGCAGCGCAACAACAACCACAAUCAGAUGAACUAGGGGAGUGACAAGAAGCAAGCUCACUGAUCAAACUGAAUCAACCAAAUGAAAUUCUUACCACUUAGACACCUAGGUUACGCGACGAUGGAGGAACGCAGAAAUGAUCUUUUCCAAUUUGACUUUUGACUAAUAAACGCAAAGAUAAAUGACUUUCAUA
Messenger RNA from Drosophila ficusphila, 5034 nucleotides. It is a transcript of the gene Tmem131, whose product is annotated as transmembrane protein 131 homolog. Bases 174 to 4877 code for a protein of 1567 amino acids. Gene Ontology annotation, cellular component: membrane. NCBI's taxonomy places the organism in Eukaryota, Metazoa, Arthropoda, Insecta, Diptera, Drosophilidae. The record is from RefSeq and is a predicted model, not a curated record. The transcript is spliced from 3 exons.